Oryzias melastigma (Indian medaka) is the source of this 3407-nucleotide messenger RNA. It is a transcript of the gene slc2a12, whose product is annotated as solute carrier family 2 member 12. Gene Ontology annotation, cellular component: membrane. The transcript is spliced from 6 exons. Gene Ontology annotation, molecular function: transmembrane transporter activity. NCBI's taxonomy places the organism in Eukaryota, Metazoa, Chordata, Actinopteri, Beloniformes, Adrianichthyidae. Bases 610 to 2343 code for a protein of 577 amino acids. Gene Ontology annotation, biological process: transmembrane transport. The record is from RefSeq and is a predicted model, not a curated record.
UUACAGACAUCUGAAGCAGGUAUGGUGGAUGUGACAGCAGCAACGCAGUGCAGCAGAAGUGGGACAUGUGCAACUCACAAUACAGCAGGUGGUAGACAUGUUUGUUUUCAUUUUCAGGCCAAGAGAAAGUUAUAUUUGUUCAGGUGCAGUUACUGUUUAUUACUAAAUUGAUUGAAUAAGACCAAUCUUAGAUGAUUUUACAACUGGAAGCAACUAAAAUAGAUACAUUAUUUAUAUAUAUAAAAAAAUAACUUAUAAAACUAUCAUCUUUUUUCCAUCUUCUUCUGUUAAAGUGAUAAAAAAAAAUAUAGAAAACUUUUUUUUUUUUUCACUAGAAAGUGUUCCUGGAAGCAGACCAAUGGGAAGCCACGUAAGGACGUUUUACUUCCCUUCCAGAAUUCCUAUUGGUUGGACAGCGAAAGAUGUGGGCGGUCCUAAGGAAAUACCUUACCAUAACAAGCUCCAUGCGUGCACUAACACGAGCUGAAGGAAAGCUCGCAGGAGGGUGAAAGUUUGAGCGGCGAGGCUGAAAAUCAAGCGAAUGGCCCGGCUAAGUCGAGUUUGAACCCUCAGUCGUUACUCAGCGGGAGCUGAAGGUUCCCUGGUUGCAUGACAAUGGACCCUAACAGUCAAAGCAAGAUGACCUCCUCAUACGCCCCAGCUAACCUUGAGACCCAAAGACUGACUCCGCAGAAAGCCCCAGGCUGCAGCUGGCUGGUGGUGCUGGCAGCUGUCUCAGCUUCCCUGAGUGGCCUGAUGUUGGGCUAUGAGAUGGGCCUGACCUCUGGGGUCCUGCUCCAGCUGCGGGGUAUCCUCUCGCUGUCCUGCAGAGAGCAGGAACUGCUCGUAAGCUCCCACCUGCUCGGCGCUCUGCUCGUCUGUCUGGCUGGAGGCCCCAUUCUGGACCGCUACGGCCGCCGUUGUUCGUUGUUCGUCAGCGCCGCCAUGGUAGUUGGAGGAACCCUGGUGCUCAUUUCCGUCACUUCGCUUAUUGCGCUCACGCUGGGGCGUGUAAUAGUUGGCAUGGGGACGGCUCUGUCGGGGACAGCAGCUUGUCUUUACAUUGCAGAGAUUUCCCCGAGGGAGAGGAGGGGACUGCUGGUGACUCUGUACGAGCUCAUGCUGGUUGUCGGCGUGAUGCUGGGAUUUGGCUGCUGCUACGCCUUUGCCACCGUGCCGCAUGGCUGGGCCUACACAUUUGGGCUUGUGAUUCCUCCAGCACUGCUCCAGAUUGGUGCACUGGUCUUCCUCCCGCCCAGCCCACGCUUCCUGGUUGCUCAGGGCAAGGUGGAGCAUGCCCGGGCAGUGCUGGCCAGAAUGAGAAACGGUCACAUGGAGCACGUGGGAACCGAACUCAGGGACAUCCAAGCUGGACUCAAGGAGGAAUCCGAGCACAGUUUCUGGGAGCUGUUUAGUGACAAAGCUAACCUGCGCUCGCGUCUGCUCACCGGUGUGGCUUUAGUUUUCCUCCAGCAGGCUACUGGACAGCCAAACAUCCUCUCCUAUGCUUCCCCACUCCUCCGCAGUGUUGGGUUCAACAGCGACGCCGCAGCAACAUUGGCCUCCACGGGGUUCGGAGUGGUCAAAGUGGUGGGCACCAUUCCCGCAGUGUUGCUGGUGGACCGCGUGGGACCAAAGAGCUUCUUGUGCGUGGGAGCAGUCUCCAUGGGGCUGUCUCUGGCCGCGCUCGGCACACUGACACUGCAAAGCCGCACUCACCUCACAAGCCUGUGCAAAAGUCAGACAGUGGAGAACAGUACUGAGGUGCUGUGGAGCUUGAACACAACCUCUGAGGACUUUGAGGAUGGUGGCAUCUUUUCCACGCGCCUUCCCAACCAGUGGAUCGCUGAGGAAAUACAGAGGACUGGCACUGAGGGGAGUGAGAUAAGAGACUCUGAGGGAGAGAAAAACCAAGGGGUGUCUUCUUCACUCCAAUGGGCUUCAUUGAUCAGCCUUUUAGUAUAUGUGGCAGCCUUCUCUAUAAGCCUUGGGCCAAUGGUGUAUGUGGUCCUCAGUGAGAUCUUUCCCAUGGGAGUCCGAGGCCGAGCUGUGUCCGUGGUGUCUGCCGUCAACUGGGCCACAAACCUGCUCAUCUCCAUGACUUUCCUCACCAUCACAGAAAAAAUUGGCGUACCCAGUGUGAUGUUCCUUUACGCCGGCAUGAGCUUCGUUCUGCUGGUGUUUGUCAUCCUCUGCGUGCCGGAGACGAAAGGUCGCACGCUGGAGGAGAUUUCCAAAGAGCUCGCUAAAAAGAAAAAAUUUCAGCUGAGUCUUUUUCGACAAGCCCCGCCCCAAGAGAGUCUGAUCAGGAGCACAUCGACGCAGAUUCCAGCCAACCCUUGACUCCAAAAGGGCCAACCAAGAAUCACUGUACACUUUCCAAAUGUCUUUGUAUGUUGUACGGACCAGACCGGGGACGCCAAAACUUAAGAAAAAUGUGAACUAACCUCUCCAAAAAAGAAAAAAGGAUUUUUUCUUAUUGUUUGGAUGUUAAAAGAAACGUUUCACAUUUAGCUUUUUUUUUUUUUAAGUAAGAUUGUAAAAAUGAAAAGGAUUGAAUUCUGGUUCUGUUUGACGUUUUGAGUGAAAGUACAAAUUUGGAAAAAGAGCUCAGAGAUCAAACCAGUUAAGUCAGUUUGACAACUUCCUUUUUUUUAAUUAUUAUUCCAGGGGAACAUGCAUUUUAAUUCAAGAUCUUGGCAAGAAAUAUCAAUACUGACAAAUUCAUGGAUAUACUUAGGAGUAACUAGAACUACAUUUUCUUUCUUUUUUUAUUAGAUGUUUUAACAUUUGAUGCCAAAAUUAUGCCAAGAAAAUAAAUAGGUGUAAUAUUUAGUGAUUCAAUUCUAUAAUUAAUAUGCUCAAUUUGCACAUUUUUUUUAUUUGUACGUAAGUGCCUAUAGAUUUUUACCAAAUGCAGCAUUGUAGGAAAUGUAACUUUCUCUCUGACACUAAAACACUCCAUCUGUGUGUACACAAAAUGAACAUCAGUCCUUUCAUGGAAUUUUUCUGUUUUUAUUUUCAUAGAAAAAUUCAAGUGUUACAAAGUUUUCUUGAGACCAUUUGAGAAAAAAAAAAAUCACACAAACAGACAACAUAUCAAAGUUGGUGCACACAUUUUAUACAGUCAGCAGAAUGAUAAUUUUCUUAGACAGUUGUGAGGUUUUUUUAUCAUGAUGUAAUGCAAUAUAUUUGAAGUUUCUGUGAAAAUUUACACAAAUUCAUUUCUCUCCGUUUUUACAUGAAAUACUUUUGUAAAUCUGCCAGGUGUGACUCCAAGGAGUGGCUGCUUAUGUAAUACAAACUCUUUAACUCUUUGCUGCUGCUUCCUGCAAAAACAAGCCAAUUCUGCACAUUUUAUGGAUCUCGUACAUUUUUUAAAAAAUGGAAUAAAAAGAUCAACCUGA